Molecule: messenger RNA, 4552 nt
Organism: Schistocerca gregaria
Lineage: Eukaryota; Metazoa; Arthropoda; Insecta; Orthoptera; Acrididae
Product: glucose dehydrogenase [FAD, quinone]-like
Exons: 3
Coding region: 87-2006 (639 amino acids)
Molecular function (GO): ecdysone oxidase activity; flavin adenine dinucleotide binding
Source: RefSeq, a predicted model, not a curated record
GCCAGUGCACCGGCGGCCGCCACAGCACCAGCCAUCCAGCCAGCAGCCACUCACUCCUCACCCCGAGAGCUCCGGUGUGCGCAGCCAUGGACGCGGCGGCCGCUUCGCAGUGGGCGGCGCAGGCUGCCGGCGCGUGCCCGGUGGGCGGCGCCGCCGGCGCGCUGUUCGCGCAGCUGUUGGCCACCCUGGUGCACGCCCAGUGCGCGCUCGCCGACCGCAGCGUCUACCCGCCGGACACGACGCGCCCACUACCCGAGUACGACUUCGUGGUGGUCGGCGCCGGGUCUGCGGGGGCGGCGGUGGCCGCCCGCCUCUCGGAGAACCCCGACUGGUCGGUGCUGCUGCUCGAGGCCGGCGGCGACCCGCCGCCCACCUCCGACGUGCCCGGACUCUUCCCUCUGCUGCAGAAGACCGAGGCAGACUGGGCCUACCUGACGGAGCCGGACGGGCUGUCGUGCCUGGCGCUGAAGGGCGGCCGCUGCUCGUGGCCGCGAGGCAAGGUACUGGGCGGCUCCAGCGUGCUCAACGCCAUGGUGUACAUCCGGGGCAGCCCGCAGGACUACGACGUGUGGGCGGCGCUCGGCAACGACGGCUGGGGCUACCGGGACGUGCUGCCCUUCUUCAAGAAGCUCGAGGACUUUGACGAGAAGGAGCUGAAGAAGAGGCCGCACACCGAGUCCGUCCACAGCCGCGGCGGACCGAUAUUCGCCACGAUGCCGGAGUUCGUCGAGCCCUACACGGAGUCCCUCGUAGCGGCUGCCCGGGAGCUCGGGUUUAACAUAAUCGAGGACUACAGCGCCGAGCCGAACUUGGGGUUCGGCCGGGUGCACUGCAACAUCAAGAACGGCACCAGGUGGAGCACCGCCCGAGGGUACCUGGCGCCGGCCAGGCACAGGAGGAACCUGCACGUCACCAAGCUCGCCUACGUCACCAAAGUACUCGUCGACCCGGAGACGCGGACGGCGUACGGCGUGCGCUACGUGAAAGACGGCGAGGUAAGAGAAGUCGGCGUUAAGAAGGAGGUAAUCGUAUCGGCGGGAGCUGUCGACACGCCCCACAUACUGAUGCACUCCGGAAUCGGGCCGAAAGAUCAUCUGGAGGAGUUCGGAAUACCCGUAAUAAAGGAUCUGAAGGUCGGAUACAACCUACAGGACCACCUGAUGUACACCGGGUUGUACUACACGAUGAAGCCGCCGACGAAGACGUCGCCCGAAGAGGCCGCUUUCCAGUACUUGCUCAACAGGACGGGGCUGUUGUCGACCACCAGAGUCAGCUCCUUCACCGGGUUCCUCCGGACGGACGAGGCGCCCCCGAACCUGGUGGGCCUUCCGGAGGUGGACUCGCCGACGUACCCGGACAUGCAGAUGCACUACAUCUACGUGGAGAAGGAGCUGGCGGGCACGCUGGCGCACGACUACAACUUCGGCGAGGACGCGGCGGCGGCGCUGGCGAGGCUGACGGAGCGCGAGGACGCCCUGCUGGUGAUCCCGACGCUGCUGGCGCCGACGAGCCGCGGCCGCGUGCGGCUGGCCGGGCCCGACCCGCGCCAGCGCCCCCUCGUCGACGCCGCCUACUACCGGGACCCGCGCGACCUCGACAACCACGUGGCCGGCGUGGCGUUCGCGCACCGCAUGGGAGCGACGCGCGCGCUGCGCGACGCCGGCUUCACCGUGCGCGACCUGCCGCUGGCGGCGUGCGCCGACCGCCGGCCCGCCACCGAGGACUACUGGCGCUGCGCUCUGCCGCAGCUCACCACCACGCUGUACCACCCGGCCGGCACCGCCAAGAUGGGGCCCGCCGCCGACCCCGACGCCGUCGUCGACGCGCGGCUGCGCGUGCACGGCGUGCGGGGCCUGCGCGUCGCCGACGCCUCCGUCAUGCCGCUCGUCGUGCGCUGCAACACCAACGUGCCCUCCAUCAUGAUCGGCGAGAAGUGCGCCCACAUGGUGGCAGAGGACUGGCGCGAGCGCGGCGCCGGAGCUCGCCCGCCGAAGCAGGAGCUGUGAGGGCGCGCCCCCGGCCCGCCCGCUCAGCGCAGAUCACCGCUUUCGGGCCAUGUCGCCCAUCUUCGGGCCCCAUUCGUAGUGGCCCUGUAGCCGGUCUCACGAGAAAACUACGUUUCGUCUGUACAGGAUCCCGUUUGCUCCAAUAGCUCAUUGCGUCAGCCUUGUAGUUUUUAGUCGGUUUUGCACCCUCCAUUAGGCAACUCUUGAACUCAUCCCAAAUUUGCGCCUUACAAAAUUCGAUACACAGAGAAUUUCGUUUGGCUCAAUGGGCUGGAGCAACUCUUUCAGUUGGAUUUCAUGUGUCCCUAACCUAACCUACUUACCUGACACCGUUUCCUCGCUGUUUAACGUGGAUUCUCAACUGUGUGUCGGUUGUGGACACUCCUCACAUUGCUGGGAGGUAAAGGCUACAUUAAAGGCAAACUGAAAAUUGCUGUUGUCCUACCGGGAUUCGAAACGCAAGUUCUCGGUUGCCAGGCAUGCUAUACCGCAGACCCGGCGCGGAAACAGUUUUAAUACGAUAAGAGGCAUUUCAGUGCUAACUCGGUCCUCAAAUAGAUGGAGCACACAACUUCUCUCCCUUAAACUAACUGAGCACUGUGGCGUGGAAACAGCAGAUCCUGUACAGUGGGACAAACACGAGGACAAAGACAGACACUCAAAUGCGUAUACCAAUGUCAAACUGACAUUUGUUGUGUAAGACGGUCUCUGUGUAACCACGAGUAUGAUGGUCGGCAGUGCUGGAAACUGGCAGUUCUGAAACAAUAGACAGCCUUUGACACAAAAGUAUUGUUCUUACCUUCGCUCGGACGCUAUACGCGACCAUGUUUGUUCUCUCACUGCAGAAAAUUUCAUGAUAAACAGUUAAUGAUACACUCAGUAUCUCCCUCCCAGUAGUUAACAAACGCAAGGCCGUCGUAUAUUCUGCAUGUUGUGGUUUUGGGUCUUUGGAUAUCUGAAAAAAAUGAUAAUUAUGUAUCACCGACAACUGCUGAUGAAACAAGCAUUUGUGUGUACUGUGUAUUGUGUACUGAACCGGGGACCUGUAAGCGACGGGGAGACUUCGCCCCGCCGUAGCCCCCACUAGUUCACAACCCCACAACAGGCUACAGCAGUCCACCCACCCCACCGCCGCCCCACACCGAACCCAGGGUUAUUGUGCGGUUCGGCUCCCAGUGUACCAACCAGGGAACGUCUCAUACCAGACGAGUGUAACCCCAAAUGUUUGCGUGGUACAGCAAUUACGGUGUACGCGUAUGUGGAGACAGUGUUUGCGCAGCAUUUACUAGAGACUCAUUCAGAUGUGUGUCAAAAAUGAUGGUAGUUCUCAUACUGCUCUCCAUCCUGUAUGUGUGAAGAAAAUCGUGAAGGUAACUGUUGCUGGAUUCUUUGCUUAACUAUCGACACGUAGAACUCUUUCCGUAUUUUAUUUUUACAUCGGCUUGUAAAUAGAAAUCUGCUAUCCUGUUCCUCAGUGUGCAAAAGGCACGCCACAUGGCAGCAGGGAACAUCUCUCCGCAGCCCAGCACAGAACACAGAAAUGCUAAGAUUUUUCACAUACAUCACAAUUUCAGACUGAUAUUUCACUUUUCACAGGACUGUCCGCAGAUCUGAAACUACCUGGCACAUUAAAACGGUAUACUGGACGGACACUCGAACUUGAGACCUUCGCCUUUAGUGACAGGCAUGUCCUCUAUCGACUUACAACUCACGACCACAGCUUCACUUUACUUCCGACAGUAACGUUCGUGAAGGCAGGAAGACGGGUAAUGUUCGUGAAGGCAGGAAGAUAGGGGAGCAGGCGCGGCGGGGGUGACUCCGCGGUAACAGAGCACCGGUCGUGCCGGUGGGCACACAUGUAGCCGCUGCGGUCGGUACAGCACUUGCCCGCCAAAGGCAAAAGUCCCAGGUUCGAAUCUCCGUCUAGCAUACUGCUGUAAUCUUCCUGGAAGCUCCUAUAAUGUACUUAUUUUUUGUUGACCACAUGUGGUCGCUGUAUCUCAUUCCGCUUUCACACGAUAUACUUGUAUUUAUAAGAAUAUACGUUCCCAUAAAUGCAUUUUAACCUUGGAUAUUUCGUUUAUAUGUAUGAAGACUGUCAAUUCCAUUACUAUGUAGUGUCGAUUUAAUUUAAUUGCCAUUGUCACUACAGAAUGGAAUCUUAUAAGGGGGCAUAACAAUUUUUAUGGCAAUUAUGUGAGAUAGUUCAUCACAUAUGAUUCCAUUGAUAGUUAUUCAAACGUAUCUCUUGUGUUCUCUCCAUUGCUAUACAGCUAGCCUUACGACGAUCGUUUCUAUAGAAACUGGUAGCACACAAAAGUUUAUUUUAUCAGCGGGCCUUGGUCGUGCAUUAAUACACUUUGUUUAAAGAAAUAGGUAUUUUGUUCAGAUAGUAUUUCUUAGUUUGCAGUUUAAUUAUGAAGCAAAUUUCAGUAUAAUUUUUAUAAUUAUUCGUCACAGAUUAUUAUUGUUUAUGACUUACGAAUGUAAUUCCAUUCUUGUAAUAAAUAGUUGUUUAAAAAAUUAAAAAACUAUUUCUCGCUUCA